UCUCCAACAUGAUAGAAUCCACUCUUAGAACUCAAACACUGAAAAAUAACCAUAGUAAUGUCAUAUACAAACAUGGAACUUCUGUCUCUCUCCUUCACAUUCACCAAAUCUCAAACCUUUCCCUCUCUCAAACAACCAAUUCACCAUCUUCCAUUAACCACAACACUACCCAACAAAACCAUUCUUUCAUCAUCUUCUUCUUUUUCCAUUUCAUGUAAUUCCUCUUUUACCAGAAUCUCAGCAACGAAUACCCAACCAUCCAUUUCACAAACCGAUAUGUUGUUCCCUGCGGGAAAUUCAAAGCAUUGGAUUGUUAGAAUGGAUAAGCCUGCUGUUGGUGUUGUUACCAAAGCUCAAAUUGUUGAUCAUUAUGCUCAAAUUUUGACCAAGGUUAUGGGAAAUGAAAAAGAUGCACAGAUGUGUUUAUAUCAUGUUUCUUGGAAAACCAACUUUGGGUUUUGUUGUGAAAUUGAUGAGGACUCUGCACAUGAGUUAGCUGGUGUGCCUGGUGUAUUGUCAGUUCAGCCAGACCUCAAUUUUGAGUCUGAAAAUAAGAAUUAUGAAGGUAGAAACUUGGAAAAUAGACUGAAUGUGCCUAGUUCUUUGGAAGAAACUCAGGAAACUUCAGUGAAAACAAAGAAACUUUUUGUGACAGGGCUAUCAUUUUAUACAUCUGAGAAAACCUUACGUGCUGCAUUUGAAAGCUUUGGCGAGCUUGUUGAAGUUAAAGUUAUCAUAGAUAAAAUUUCAAAAAGGUCAAAGGGUUAUGCAUUUAUUGAAUAUGCCACAGAAGAGGCUGCAAGUGAAGCGCUCAAAGAGAUGAAUGGCAAGAUUAUUAACGGCUGGAUGAUAGUGGUAGAUGCUGCCAAGACUACCCCGCCAAGAUACAACAAAGGUCGUGCCAGACCAUCCGCUUGAUAAGAAAACAAAGUCUGUAAGGGCAAGACAACAAUGCAAGCAGGUAUGUUACGCUGCCAUAAUAUUCUCAGGAGAAGUUUACGGUAGUUAUAACUACAUAUGCUUCAGGGAAGCGGACAUAUUUUCCAGGUUUCCUACUGGUUGUGUGAGAUUAAGCAUGCUGCAAUGGACAGACUAGCAAUAUUGUAGCCUCCACUGGCAUGGCAGCUGGCCUUGUGUUAAAGGUACUGAAAAGAUGAUAGAAGUUUGGGGGUCUGGAUUCUUAUUAUUAUGCCUUUGGACAUUAUAUAAAUCAGUUGAAGUUUGAGCACAAUGUUGGUUGAGAUAGGUGUUUGAAGAAAACAAAAUUUACCAAAUGUAAAGCCAUUUGGUCUAAAUUUCCAUAUUCUCUUUGCUUAAUUAUUAUGUAUGCUUACAUGAGAAUUGUGAUACUUAAUUCUCUUUGAUUAAUUAGUUCUUACUUUCUUUGAAAA
Vicia villosa (hairy vetch) is the source of this 1391-nucleotide messenger RNA. Its product is annotated as organelle RRM domain-containing protein 1, chloroplastic-like. Gene Ontology annotation, molecular function: RNA binding. Gene Ontology annotation, biological process: cytidine to uridine editing; mitochondrial mRNA modification. The coding region runs from base 58 to 918 and encodes 286 amino acids. The transcript is spliced from 8 exons. NCBI's taxonomy places the organism in Eukaryota, Viridiplantae, Streptophyta, Magnoliopsida, Fabales, Fabaceae. The record is from RefSeq and is a predicted model, not a curated record. Gene Ontology annotation, cellular component: mitochondrion.